Molecule: messenger RNA, 3089 nt
Organism: Nematolebias whitei (Rio pearlfish)
Lineage: Eukaryota; Metazoa; Chordata; Actinopteri; Cyprinodontiformes; Rivulidae
Gene: stim1a
Product: stromal interaction molecule 1a
Exons: 14
Coding region: 137-2602 (821 amino acids)
Biological process (GO): intracellular calcium ion homeostasis; activation of store-operated calcium channel activity; store-operated calcium entry
Cellular component (GO): plasma membrane; endoplasmic reticulum
Molecular function (GO): protein binding; calcium channel regulator activity; calcium ion binding
Source: RefSeq, a predicted model, not a curated record
GGAGAACCAAGACCUCAGAGAAGAGGUGGAGUUCGCUGUUCUUCAACUUCGCGGGAACGAGACAUAGUCUGCAAUGUGGACACAGAGCUGAAAAUACAUAUAAGCGGGCUCUAAUACACGACAGCACACCGCAGGCAUGGAGCUUCAUAAAUCUGUGACCUUGUGGAUAUUUUGUGUGUGCCUCGUUGGAGAAAUUGUGACUGAAAAACAAAGUUUACUUGCAAUGGACAGUCAGAUUGAUGACAGUGGUUUGUCAGAUUUUUGUCGAUUUGAUGAACCAUUAUGCAAGAAUGAGAAUGUUGUUCUCAGUUUCGAGGCUAUACGCAGCAUCCAUAAGCAGAUGGACGAUGACGCAAACGGCAACGUAGACGUGGUAGAGACGGAUGGCUUCCUCAGAGAGGACCUUAACUACCAUGACCCCAAGGCCAAGCACAACAGCUUCCAUGGUGAUGACCAGUUCAUCAGUGUGGAGGACUUGUGGAAUGCCUGGAAGAGUUCUGAAGUUUAUAACUGGACGGUGGACGAGGUGGUGGAAUGGCUCAUCACGUACGUGGAGCUGCCACAAUAUGUGGACGCAUUUCGCAAAAUGAACUUCAAUGGCAGUGCUAUGCCAAGGCUUGCUGUAAAGAACACAACUCUGACACUCUCUAUUCUGAAGAUUCUGGAUCGCAGCCACGUGCAGAAGUUGCAGCUUAAAGCUUUGGACACUGUACUCUUUGGAGCACCCCUGAUGAAUAGACAUAACCAUUUGAAGGACUUCAUGCUGGUAGUAUCCAUAGUCAUAGGGAUGGGUGGCUGCUGGUUUGCCUACAUCCAGAAUCGCUAUUCGAAGGACCACAUGAAGAAGAUGAUGAAAGACCUGGAAGGCCUGCAGAGAGCUGAGCAGAGUUUGCAUGAUCUACAACAGAAGCUGCAGAUUGCCCAGGAGGAACAUCGCUCCGUCGAGGUGGAGAAGGUGAACCUGGAACAGAAACUGAGGGAUGAAAUAAACACAGCCAAGCAAGAGGCCCAACGACUGAGAGAGCUGCGUGAAGGGACCGAGAAUGAACUGAGUCGCCAAAAGUAUGCAGAAGAGGAGCUAGAACAGGUGCGCAUGGCACUGAAGAAAGCAGAGAAGGAGCUGGAGUCUCGGAGCAGCUGGGCUCCUCCAGAGUCUCUCCAAAAGUGGCUGCAGCUCACCCAUGAGGUGGAGGUGCAGUACUACAACAUCAAGAAGCAGAAUGCUGAACGCCAGCUGCUGGUGGCUAAAGAAGGGGCAGAGAAGAUCAAAAAGAAGAGGAACACUCUCUUUGGGACUUUCCACGUGGCUCACAGCUCCUCCCUGGAUGAUGUGGAUCACAAAAUAUUGGCUGCAAAACAAGCCCUCGGUGAAGUGACAGCUGCUCUGAGGGAGAGGCUGCAUCGCUGGCAGCAGAUAGAGAUGCUCACAGGUUUUACCAUCGUCACCAACCCGGGCCUCCCCUCUCUGGCCUCAUCGCUCAACGUUGAUUCCAGCUUCAUGGGUGGCAGAGCCACACCGCAGCACUUCAUCAUGUCUGAUGAUGUGGACGACUUGGACGAAGGCCUCGUGUCUGGAAUUUUUCAAUAUGGCGCCCUGCAGCUGGAGCGGCGAGCCAGUGACCUGUUGUCCAUUGCUUCAGACUGUCAGCCCAUGUGGAAAUGCUCUGCUCCCAGUAUGAUGUCUCUACGCCAACGCCACAUUGACCCUCAGCUGACCUUGGGCUCCCAGAGGUUGGUAGAGAGUUCCCUGCUUGCAGGGCAGCAUGGAGAGGGAACCCCUCACUCAUCCAAUCCUAGGCCCACCUUCAGACAGUCACGCAGCCAUUCAUUCGGGCAGCUCGAAUGUCUUCCUCUGCUGCCUCUUUCCUCAGCUGUUUCUCAUCCGUCAGUCAUCUGUUCUUCCAACCUAAACCCCCCGUCUGUACCGUUUUUGUCGUCUUCGUCCUCCUGCUUACCCAGCUCUGUAGCUGGUGGUGUUGCCCCCCAUUCCUCCCACGUAUAUCAUGCUUCUUUCCAGCCCAUGGACCCCAUUCCUGAUUUCACGUUCUCAGAUGCCUCCAAAGUUCAUCCCCUAUUCAGCGACAGUUUCGGGGACCUAAAUCGCUCUGACUCUGACUCUUCCCUGACUCUUUCUCAAGUUGGUGACCGGCUGUCUGCCUUCGGCUCCAGAAGCCACCUAAUCAAACCCACUUCUCUCAUGCAUGGGUUGUCCCACCGUGCAGACGAUACCGUCUCCAUGCACGCUUACACUUCCAACGGAGGGAACCGCAUUCAUGAAGGAGGUGCCGCAGAGGUCGUCUCUGGCAGCCCGAUACUCAUGAAGGAGAUCCACCACAUGGAGAAGUCGCCCAGCCUGGGAGAGAUCAACAGUCUGUCCGAGUCAUCUCGCUCUUUCAGUCCCAACUCCACAGACCUGGAUACACCGUCGCCUACAGGAGGGCAAAUGGGAGUUAUGGGGGUGAAAGGUAGCAGUCGCAUCCCGCAGCUGUCCUCCAAAAAGAGCCCCCUGGAGGAAGACAGUGGCUCGACAGGAGAAGAGACGGAUUCCACUGCCAGCCGCAAGAAACACACCUUCAAGAUCUUCAAGAAACAGAAGAAAUAAGUGCGACAUGAACUAAGGGCUGUUAGACUGUAUCCCUCUGUCUGGUCUGUCAUAGCUUUAUUUUCUUUUUAGGCUUUUUGGGUUCGUUAAUGGAUAAAUCAUGGCACAGUUUGUUGCUGUUGCAUCUUUCAUGUCGGUUACAACACGUGCUACAGACUGGGAGCAACCAGCCGUUUCUCUUUCUCUGCUUCUUUGGUCAGUGUUUAAAACGAGGGCAGUGGGCAGGUUUGUACAUUGGAAUGUAAAGUAUUUAUUCCUGCAGGAAGUCGUGCCAGGGAAUGUCUCCCUCUGGGUUUUCUUUUCAUGUUCUUCAAUCUGACAUUUUGCAUGUCUCCACUUUUGUUUGACUGGUAUUCGAAUGCUCUUGGUGUUUGCUCGGUUCUUGUCGUUAUCCUGCUCAGAGAACACUUGAUGUUCUGUUGGUUACUCCCUAACCACCUGUUCCUCAAACCAAAUUGAAUCCACACUUUCUUUGCCCACAGAGUAC